Messenger RNA from Paramecium octaurelia, 996 nucleotides. Lineage: Eukaryota; Ciliophora; Oligohymenophorea; Peniculida; Parameciidae. The record is from the annotation of a GenBank genome assembly.
AUGGAAAUGUUUAAAUGUAGAUAUGUAAAUCAUGAAAAUGAAGAAAUAAUGGGAUUUUGCUUAAAUCAGAAUUGUCAGAAAGCAACUUAAUAUUGUUAUUAAUGCUUGACAUAGACUCAUUCAGAUCAUUAAAAUGAUUGUAUUCGAUUUGUCACAAUGAACUAAUAUAUCAAUUAAUUCAUAUAAGUUUAAAAGCAAUCUAAUACAUAAAUCAAAGAAAUUAUCAAUCAAAUGAAGAAUUGUUUUGAAUAGAUAUAAAAAUAGAUGGAUCAAGAAAUUAGAAUCUUAGAGGAUAUGAAUUAGAAACUAUUAAAUAAAGAAUACUUAUCGUUUAAGUAAGAAAUUAAUACAAUUAGACAAUUUUACUCCAAGGAAAAAGAAAAAUCAAUAUGUAUUUUAUUCCAAUUAUUUUAAUAGAAAACCAAAUAAUAGAAUUCAAUUAAAUUCUUAAUACAAUCAAAAAUAUAGUAUCAGUUUAAACAACCAUCAAUACUCAAGUGAAAACUGUAGAAGAAAAUAAUAUCAACAAGUAAGAAAAUAAAUAGAAAUGCAAUGAACAAAAGAACUUGGAAAUAGAAAAAGCACAAUAGUUAUUUAAUUAAGGUAAAAUACAUUAAGAAUAAAAUAGCCAAAGAAUUAACUGAUAAAGGUAAAUAUCAAGAGGCUAUAAAUAUAUUUAAUAAUUCAAUCAAAUUAUUUGAUUAACAUGACGAUGUUUAUAGAUGGAAAGGUAGUAUUUUAGUAUGUAUAAUAAGGUUUCGCAUUAAACAGGUUAAAUAAAUAUUAAGAAGCUAUUGAGUGCUAAGACAAAGCUAUUUCUAUAAAUCCUAAUAAUGUUAGUGCUUGGAACAACAAGGGUAAUAUAAUUUAAAAUACUUAUAUAUAGGUUUNGAUAUAUUUAUUAUUCUACUAAUUGACAUGAGUAAAGAUAAAAAUGCAAAAAAGAACAAUAUAAAGCCAGUUUGCGAAGACAAAGUCUUUGAUUGUUUUCUCUGA